Gracilinanus agilis (Agile Gracile Mouse Opossum) is the source of this 1119-nucleotide messenger RNA. Its product is annotated as vomeronasal type-1 receptor 4-like. The transcript is spliced from 2 exons. Gene Ontology annotation, biological process: G protein-coupled receptor signaling pathway. The coding region runs from base 1 to 1119 and encodes 372 amino acids. Gene Ontology annotation, cellular component: membrane. Lineage: Eukaryota; Metazoa; Chordata; Mammalia; Didelphimorphia; Didelphidae. Gene Ontology annotation, molecular function: pheromone receptor activity. The record is from RefSeq and is a predicted model, not a curated record.
AUGAUGACUUAUGAUGAAAUUCUGGGAAUCAUAUACAUGCAAAUAACUGGAGUUGGAUUUCUAUGGAACUGUGUCUUCCUAUUCCUAAACAUCUAUAAUUUCCUCAUUACUCAUAGGACAAAACCUAUAAACAUAAUUAUCACCCAUUUGGCCUUUUCCAAUGCUAUGUUUCUUCUCUUUGGGGGGAUACCCAAUAUAAUAAGGAUUUCAAGGGUCAAAUGUUUACUAGAAGAGCUGGGAACUAGAAUCAUAACCUAUUGGCAGGCAAUAGGUCGAGGUCUCUCCCUAGAUAGCACCUGCCUCUUGAGUGCCUUCCAGGCCAUCACUAUUAGUCCCAACAACUCCAGAUGGGCACAGCUUAAAACCAGAGCACCAAAAGGUAUCACUCAGUGCAUUCUUCUGUGUUGGGUAUUCAAUCUACUUCUAAAUGUGAUGGUAUUUUUCCUCCAAACUAUUCCCCAAAAUAGCACAGACAGUAAAUAUGGAUGUAAUACUGGAUAUAGGAUCCUAGAUAUAAAUAAUGGGAAUCACGUAAAAAUUAGAAUCUUUUCAUUUGUUCAUGAUUCUUUCUUUCUGUGUUUCAUGACUUGUUCUAGUGUCUACGUGGUUGUAAUACUGUAUAGACACAAGAGGAAUGUCAAUCAUAUUCAUAAUAAUAGUCGAUCGAUAAAAAUAUCCACUGAAAUCAGAGCCACUCAAGCAAUUGUGCUUCUAGUGAGCACCUUUAUUUUGUUUAAUGUAUUCAGUCCCAUUUUUAUGCUGUAUAUGUCCUAUUUUAAAUACUCAGCUACUUGGAUUAUACGAACCUCAGUCUUUCUCUCUCUGGGAUAUCCAACACUCAGCCCUUUUCUUCUGAUGAGUGUUGAUAAACAGAUUCCCAGGUUUGUGCUCUGUAAGGAAUUAAAAUUUAGGGUAAUUAUAGACUGUUAUACGGAGAGUGAAAGAAGGUUGUUUAGAGGAUGGGACCAGAUGGUUCAAAUAGGACCAGUAUCAGAAGAUGAACAGUUUUGGGAAGUCCAACCAAGCCCAGUGCAGGCAGGGCUUGAAUGUGAGAUGACUCGCACAGACCACACAGUAACAAAGAUGGAUGUGUUAUUUAUUUUAACGGAGAAAGGUUAA